This is a messenger RNA of Sesamum indicum (sesame), 2340 nucleotides long. RefSeq lists its product as uncharacterized. The record is from RefSeq and is a predicted model, not a curated record. Lineage: Eukaryota; Viridiplantae; Streptophyta; Magnoliopsida; Lamiales; Pedaliaceae. Gene Ontology annotation, molecular function: beta-glucosidase activity. Gene Ontology annotation, biological process: glucan catabolic process.
UGCUGAGUAGACAAAAAUGACAUUUUUUGCUGUCUUAAAUUAUGCAGAGAUAGUGGGGACUGCAGAAAAAUGGGGAAGUAUUCAGUGGCCUUAACGAUGAGUUUUCUGGUGCUGUGCUUGUGGUUGCUGGCAGCUGCUGCUACAGAAGCCGAGGGGUACCCGAAAUACAAAGACCCCAAACAGCCACUGAAUGUGAGAAUCAAAGACUUGAUGAGGAGAAUGAGCCUUGAAGAAAAGAUUGGGCAGAUGACACAAAUUGAGAGGACGCUUGCCUCUCCACGCAUCGUCAAGAAGUAUUUCGUUGGGAGUGUAAUAAGUGCAGGGGGGAGUCCUCCACCUCCUAAGGCUUCUGCUGAGGAUUGGGUGAAUAUGGUGAAUGAUCUUCAAAAGGGUGCGCUUUCGACCCGCCUUGGAAUCCCAAUGAUUUAUGGGAUUGAUGCUAUUCACGGCCACAGCUUUGUCUACAAGGCCACUGUUUUUCCUCACAAUGUUGGACUUGGAGUCACCAGAGAUCCAGUCCUUGUGAAACGAAUAGGAGCUGCUACGGCACUUGAAGUUAGAGCCACAGGAAUUCCAUACACUUUUGCACCCAGCAUUUCUGUAUGCAGGGAUCCAAGAUGGGGUCGUUGUUAUGAAAGCUUUAGUGAAGAUCAUAAGAUUGUUCGAGCAAUGACUGACAUCAUACCUGGUUUACAGGGAGACAUCCCGUCUCAUCUCCAAAAGGGUGUUCCCUUUGUUGCUGGAAAGAAAAAAGUUGCAGCUUGUGCUAAGCACUUCGUGGGUGAUGGUGGUACGGUCAAUGGUAUUGAUGAAAACAACACCUUGAUCGACUUUCAUGGGCUGCUUAGCAUCCACAUGUCCCCGUAUUUUGAUUCAAUCAUAAAGGGUGUCUCCACAGUUAUGAUAGCAUAUUCGAGCUUGAACGGCAAGAAGAUGCAUGCCAACCAUGAACUUAUUACGAGUUUCCUUAAGAACAAGCUUAAGUUCAGGGGUUUUGUCAUAUCAGAUUGGAAGGGCAUCGACAGGAUAACAGAUCCACCCCAUGCAAACUACUCUUAUUCAGUUCAAGCUGGAGUUCUUGCAGGAAUAGACAUGGUUAUGCUCCCAGAAAAUUUUACUGAAUUCAUCGAGCAUCUGACUUCCCAAGUGAAGAAAAAUAUUAUCCCGAUGAGCAGGAUAGACGAUGCAGUCCGGAGGAUAUUAAGAGUCAAGUUUGUUAUGGGUCUCUUUGAGAACCCUUUGGCUGAUCUUAGCCUGGCAAAUCAACUAGGCAGCCAGGAACAUAGGGAAUUGGCAAGGGAAGCAGUGAGGAAAUCCCUUGUGCUUCUGAAGAAUGGUAAAAGUGCUAAUCAGCCAUUGCUUCCCUUCCCCAAGAAAGUUGGAAAACUGCUAGUUGCAGGGACUCAUGCUGAUAAUCUUGGAUACCAAUGUGGAGGCUGGACAGUGGAGUGGCAGGGUGUUCAUGGCAAUGACCGCAUAGUUGGAACUACGAUCUUAGAGGGUAUAAGAAAGACUGUUCAUCCUUCUACCCAUGUUGUCCAUAUGGAAAAUCCUGAUACAAACCUUCUCAGGUUACACAAGUUCUCUUGUGCCAUUGUUGUUGUGGGAGAGGUUCCAUAUGCUGAGAUGUAUGGUGACAGCAAGAAUCUGAGAAUCAUCGAACCUGGGCCACGCACUAUUAAGAACGUCUGUGGGAUUGUUAGAUGUGUUGUUAUUGUCAUUUCUGGGCGCCCAGUUGUAAUCGAGCCUCAUCUUGCAGAAAUAGAUGCACUCGUGGCUGCAUGGCUUCCGGGGACAGAAGGCCAAGGUGUAGCUGAUGUUCUAUUUGGUCAACAAGGGUUUACUGGUAAACUUGGAAGAACUUGGUUUAGAUCAGUGGACCAGCUUCCCAUGAACAUUGGCGACCCCCAUUAUGAUCCUCUAUUUCCAUUUGGAUUUGGGCUGACAACUAAACCUAGGCAGGAGAACUGAGAAGUUUAGUUCGGAGUUUUUUGAAGCUCUCUAGCUCUUCCACUACUCAUACUAUGUGCUUUAGAUACAAUCGUUUUAUGGAGCUUACGUCAGCAAAUGCAGAUUUUGUAUAGUUUAAUAAAAGGUAUCCGCAUCUUCAGAAAAUACUGUCUGAGAGCUUUUGACUAAGGCACUUGCUAACAUUUGGUAGUUUGAUUGGGUUGCUGUAAGGUGCAAAACGUGGAGAAUGUAUCAAUUCCAGUCGUUUUACAAGAAGUAAAACAUCGAUCCACAUUUAGUUAACAUCUGUUUUGACAGCAGCAAUUGACCUGUAACUCUAGGAAACGUAUCUCUGGAGAUACACUGAAAAAGUGCGUCUCAUCCCUAAAU